AUGGAGGAGGUCUGGGGUAUGGGAUGUGGGCAGCGUUUGAAGAAGAGGAAUGUAUCAGUCGGAUUACAUAUCUCACCAGCUGUCUCUAUGGCUUUCCUGUGCCAUGCUGUGCUGCUGUUGCUGUGUGUUCUCAACUCUGCCUCAGCCACUGUUGUAGCUGACAUGGACUACGGAGGUGUUCCUCUGUGGAUAAAUCGCCUGCUGGGUGAACCCAGUGUGAUGAGCCUGCAAGGACGGAUGGAUGCAGCCUGGUUGCGAGCUAACAACCCCCUGGCCUGCCCUCAGCAGUGUGACUGCCCCAUCCAGUGGCCCACGGCGCUCUACUGUGACCACAGAGGCCUGGCAGACACCCCUGACGGCCUGCCGGACAGAACUCGGUACCUGUUUCUUCAGGGCAACAACAUCUCGUCCUUGUCCUCCUCUUUUUUGUCCAACAUUACUGCUCUACACUGGCUCAUCCUGGACCACAAUCAGCUGCAAGACCUGGUCCCGCUGCAGAACCAGACCCAGCUGUACUACUUAUUUGCCAACCAAAACCACCUGAAAUCAGUGCCAAGCGCUCUACCAGCUGGACUCAAGCAGCUGCGACUGGCAAACAACCAAAUCAGCAGCAUCAGUCCUGGAGCUUUCCAGAACCUGCACAACUUGACACUGCUGCUGCUGCAGGGAAACAGACUGCAAACCCUCACAGAGGGAGACCUCAAAGGUCUGUUCAGUCUGAACCUGCUGGACCUCAGUGGGAAUUUGUUCUCGGCUUUCCCCAAACAUUUACCCCCUUCUGUCCAGCAGCUCUAUAUUUCCAAUAACACUCUCCGUGGGCUGGAUGAAGACAGUUUUUUGGGAUUGCUCAAGCUAAAGUAUCUUCGUCUAAGUCACUGUGGUCUGCAGAGCAGCGGCGUCCACCAGCAGGUCUUCAACUUCUCCAGUUUGGUGGAACUGGACCUUUCUUAUAACAAACUUAAAACUAUUCCCACAGUCCCAACCACCCUGCAGUACCUCUACCUGGAGGCCAAUGAAAUACAAGAGUUCAAUGUGUCCAGUUUCUGCAGAGAGGUGGGACCUCUGUCCUACUCCAGGAUGAAGAUCCUACGAUUAGAGGGAAACAAAAUGUCCUACCAACAGCUGCCAUCCAACUGGGUCUUUUGCCUGCGAGUGCUUGAAAGUAUUUACAUCUGA
Messenger RNA from Anoplopoma fimbria (sablefish), 1176 nucleotides. RefSeq lists its product as uncharacterized. NCBI's taxonomy places the organism in Eukaryota, Metazoa, Chordata, Actinopteri, Perciformes, Anoplopomatidae. The coding region runs from base 1 to 1176 and encodes 391 amino acids. The record is from RefSeq and is a predicted model, not a curated record. The transcript is spliced from 5 exons. Gene Ontology annotation, molecular function: protein binding.